Messenger RNA from Rhopalosiphum maidis (corn leaf aphid), 3532 nucleotides. RefSeq lists its product as uncharacterized. The record is from RefSeq and is a predicted model, not a curated record. Gene Ontology annotation, molecular function: sugar transmembrane transporter activity. Gene Ontology annotation, biological process: carbohydrate transport; transmembrane transport. NCBI's taxonomy places the organism in Eukaryota, Metazoa, Arthropoda, Insecta, Hemiptera, Aphididae. Gene Ontology annotation, cellular component: membrane. The coding region runs from base 135 to 3188 and encodes 1017 amino acids. The transcript is spliced from 16 exons.
ACCGCGCUAUUAGGUCAAUUUCAAAUUUAAUAUUUAUAAUAACAUCAUAAAUUACUUCGUAGAUACUAAUCUUUAAUACAAUUUUAUGAAUCACUAAAAUUUUACCUUAUAGAAAUACAUAGAUAGACCAUAACAUGAAUAAUAUAUUUGAGGAAAGAAGUAGAGUAUGUGACUAUGAUGACAAUCGUGUUGCUUCUAGUUUCAGACGUCCCGAUGAUGAAGAUGAAGUUAAAAUACCAAAAAAAGUUUAUGGUGAAAAAAGUCCACUUGUUAACAAGGCAGUUCCUAAAACUAUAACAACAGCUCAACAAAUUGCUGCUGAGAGCAUAGAGUCUCAAAUACAAACUCAAAAAGGAAAUCAGUAUUUGGCUGCAUUAAUUGUUACUAUUGGAGGGUUCAUCAUGGGUACGACACUUGGAUGGACAGCUCCUGCAGGUCCAAUGAUGGAAAACGGUCAAUAUGGAUUCCAAAUUACUGUGGAAAAUGUUUCAUGGAUAGCGUCAGUCAUGCCACUUGGUGCCAUGCUUGGAUGCCCAGUUAUGGCUGGUCUAGUCAACAAAUUAGGACGUAAACAUCUUAUGAUAAUGUUAACCAUACCUACACUUGCUGGUUGGGCAAUGAUAAUAUGGGCCAAAUCUGUAGUAUGGAUUUGUGUCGGAAGAUUUUUAACCGGAUUUUCUAAUGGUUCAUACUCUGUUAUUAUACCUUUGUACACUUCAGAAAUAGCUGAAAAAGAAAUCCGUGGUACUUUAGGUACUUAUUUUCAAUUGCAAGUUAAUGCAGGAAUCUUGUUCACAUAUGUUAUGGGAUCCUAUCUCGAUGUAUUUGGUCUAUCUGUUGCUUGUGCAAUCAUUCCAGUAAUUUAUUUAUAUUUAAUGUUUUUAAUACCAGAAAGUCCAAUAUUCUAUCUUAUGAAAGGAAAUGUUGAAAAAGCUCGGAUAUCAUUGAAAUUUUUUCGUAAGCCUGUUGAUUGUGUAGAUCAAGAAUUAAAUACCAUGCAGAGUGCAUUAGCUAAAACUGAAAGAGAAAGAGUUCCAAUCAUGGAAGCAUUCCAAACUACACCAGCUAAACGAGGAUUGUUCUUAGGUCUUGGAGUUAUGGUUUUUCAACAGUUUUGUGGAUGUAAUGCUGUUAUUUUCUAUGCCACAACUAUCUUCAAUGCAACUGGGAGUUCAAUUUCAUCAAACACCUCCACAAUUAUUAUUGGUAUCAUGGCUGUAAUGUCUACGUAUGUAUCAACACUUGUUGUUGAUAAAUUGGGACGAAAAAUUUUGCUGUUGUAUUCUGUUGUUGCAAUGGGAAUUUGUACAUUCCUUAUUGGUGUAUUUUUUUAUGCAAAGGAAUCCCAUUACAAUGUUUCUUCUAUUGGAUUUAUUCCAUUGAUAUCAUUAUGUAUAUUCAUAAUAUUAUUUUCCAUUGGUUUUGGUCCUAUCCCGUGGAUGUUAAUGGGUGAAAUAUUCCCAGCUCAAAUUAAAGGUAUUGCCAGCUCAAUAGUUUGCAUGUCAAACUGGCUUUUUGUUUUCUUAGUUACCAAAUUUUUCACAUUAUUAGUAUCUGCUAUUUAUUUAUACAACACAUUUUGGCUAUUCACAUUAUUCAGUGUAUUGGGAACAUUCUUUGUGGUGUUUAUUGUACCUGAAACCAAAGGAAAGACCAUGGAAGAAAUUCAAGAGUUGCUUGGGGCUGAUCUUAUUCCACUAUUAACAGAAAAUCCCGGCGAAGCUGAAGGAUCAGAUGAAGCAUAUAAGACUGACCUCGAGGAAGUGUAUAGUGAACAUAGUCCUCUUGUUGAAAAAACACUGUAUCAAACUAUAAAUUUGCCUCAAAAAACAGGCUGCGAAAAAGCACAAUACAGAACUCAAUAUUUAGCCACUUUGAUUGUAACUAUUGGCGGGUUCAUCAUGGGCACAACACUAGGAUGGACGUCUCCAGCUGGCCCAAUGAUGGAAAAUGGGCAAUAUGGAUUCCACAUUACUGAGAAUGAUGUUUCAUGGAUUGCAUCAUGCAUGCCACUUGGUGCCAUGCUUGGAUGUCCAUUUAUGGGUGUUCUAGUGAACAAAUUGGGACGUAAACGUCUGAUGAUAAUGUUAACUGUCCCUGCACUCUUUGGAUGGGAGAUGAUAAUAUGUGCUAAUUCUGUGGUGAUAAUCUGUAUCGGCAGAAUUUUAACUGGAUUUGCUAGUGGUUCAUACUCUGUGAUAGUACCACAAUACACCUCUGAAAUAGCUAAUAAGGAAAUACGUGGCACUUUAGGCACUUAUUUUCAGUUACAAGUAUUUUCAGGUAUCUUGUUCACCUAUGUCUUGGGAUCAUAUUUAAAUUUAUUUGGUCUAUCUAUUGCUUGUGCAAUAGUUCCAGCGGUCUAUUUGUGUUUGAUGUUUUUAGUACCAGAAAGUCCAAUUUUCUACCUAUCGAAAGGAAAUAUAGAAAAAGCUCGAUUAUCAUUGAAAUAUUUCCGCAGGCCUUUUGGUCAAGUGGACCAAGAAUUAAAUAUAAUGCAAGAUUCUUUGGCCAAAACUGAAAGAGAAAGAGUUCCAAUCAUGGAAGCAUUCAAAACUACACCAGCCAAGCGAGGGCUAUACUUAGGCCUUGGGGUUAUGGUUUUUAUGCAGUUUACGGGAUGUAACACUGUUAUUUUCUACGCCACAACUAUCUUCAAUGCAACUGGUAGCUCAAUAAGUUCAAAUGCAUCAACAGUUAUUGUAGGUAUCAUGGCUGUUUUGUCUACUUACGUGUCAACACUUGUUGUUGAUAAAUUGGGACGAAAGAUUUUGCUCUUGUGUUCUGUUGUUGCAAUGGGAAUUUGUACAUUUUUCAUUGGAGGAUUUUUCUAUGCAAAGGAUUACAAUUAUGACGUUUCAUCAAUAGGAUUUAUUCCAUUAUUAUCACUGUGCAUAUUCAUAAUAUUAUUCUCAAUGGGUUUCGGUCCAAUCCCAUGGAUGUUGAUGGGUGAAAUAUUUCCAGCUCAAAUUAAAGGCAUUGCUAGCUCAAUAGUCUGUAUGGCAAAUUGGUUUUUUGUAUUCUUGGCUACCAAAUUUUUCACGUCAUUGGUGUCUAUUAUUCAUUUAUACAACACAUUCUGGCUCUACACUGUGGUCUGUGUUUUUGGCACAUUCUUCGUGGUAUUUAUUGUUCCUGAAACUAAGGGUAAGACAAUGGAUGAAAUUCAGUUGUUGCUUGGUGCUUAACCCGUACUGUUAUUACCAUAAAACUUUGGAUGUAAACAUUUUUCUUAUAACCAACUACUUAAGCUGUGAUGUAUUUAUUUUGUCUAAGAAGUUAUUACAUUAUAUUGUUUUAUAGACUUUUUAUAAGAUAAAUUAUGUUUUGUACAAAACUAUUUUAAAUUUAGAAUAUUCUUAAAUGUCUAACUAUUGUUUUAUAUUAAAAUUCUAUUUAAAGUUUUAAGGUAUAUCUACUUUAAGAUUUAUAUCAUACUAAAAUGUUUACAAUUUAUUAAACAUUUAUAUUAUUUUUACAAACAGAUUUAUUUUCAAUCUAUAUAGUAAUCUAAAUAUAAUACUUGUGUUAA